Anopheles marshallii is the source of this 1683-nucleotide messenger RNA. RefSeq names its product nicotinate phosphoribosyltransferase (gene Naprt). Gene Ontology annotation, biological process: NAD+ biosynthetic process. The record is from RefSeq and is a predicted model, not a curated record. The transcript is spliced from 10 exons. NCBI's taxonomy places the organism in Eukaryota, Metazoa, Arthropoda, Insecta, Diptera, Culicidae. The coding region runs from base 1 to 1683 and encodes 560 amino acids. Gene Ontology annotation, molecular function: nicotinate phosphoribosyltransferase activity.
AUGUCCUCGUUAAACCGCGAACUGUCGGAGGACAGUGCGUUUGCCGCUGGUCGUAACAGUUGGAAUCGCCACUAUCAUAACAGCGUCGUGCAGCCUCUUUUAACAGAUCUGUAUCAAAUCACCAUGGCUUACGCAUACUGGAAGUCGGGCAAAAUCGACGAUCAUGCCGUGUUCGAUCUCUUCUUCCGCACGAACCCAUUUCAAGGCGAGUUCACGAUCUUUGCCGGAUUGGAGGAGUGUUUGAAAUUUUUGGACAGUUUCCACUACUCAGAAACAGACAUCGAAUAUCUCAAACAUGCCCUGCCCCAAGGCAUAGAGGACGAGUUUUUUGACUACUUGGCCCAGCUAACAGCUAAGGACGUCACCUUGUAUGCAAUAGAAGAGGGAUCAGUAGCUUUUCCAAGGGUUCCCUUGAUCAAGGUGGCAGGACCGUUGAUUAUAGUGCAACUGCUUGAAACGACGCUUUUGACACUGGUGAAUUACGCAAGUUUAAUGGCCACAAACGCAGCUCGUUAUCGUAUGGUCGCCGGGAAGCAUAUACACCUGCUCGAGUUUGGGUUGCGCCGUGCCCAGGGCCCGGACGGAGGACUUUCUGCAUCGAAAUAUUCCUAUAUCGGUGGUUUUGAUGGCACAUCGAACGUGUUGGCCGGAAAGCUGUUCAACAUUCCAGUGAAGGGUACUCAUGCACAUGCCUACAUUACAUCGUUCACCGGAAUCGACGAGCUGAAGACGCGCGUACUUCAACAUAAGGAAGAUGGUACCACUCAUGACUUGCUUGAGUUGGCCAUGGAACACCGGGCAGCAUUGGCAAGCGUGCUGGACGUCUCGACAGAUGAGAGCAGUGAGGGCGAACUGGCGGCAAUGGUGUCCUUCGCGAUCGCCUUCCCGGACGGGUUUAUGGCACUAGUCGACACGUACGAUGUCAAGAGGAGCGGUUUGCUGAACUUUUGUGCCGUGGCACUAGCGCUCAACGACCAAGGAUACCGCGCGAUCGGUAUACGCAUCGAUUCCGGCGAUCUGGCGUACCUGAGCUGUUUGGCGCGGGAAACUUUCGAGCGUAUCGCCGAACGUUUCAAGCUGCCCUGGUUCAGCAAGCUGACAAUUGUCGCCUCGAACGACAUCAACGAGGAUACGAUCCUGAGCCUGAACGAGCAGGGCCACAAGAUCGAUUGCUUUGGCAUUGGGACGCAUUUGGUAACCUGCCAGCGUCAGCCAGCACUCGGCUGCGUGUACAAGAUGGUGGAGAUCAACAAUCAGCCGCGCAUCAAACUCAGCCAGGACGUGGGCAAGGUUACAAUGCCGGGCAGCAAGAACGUCUUUCGGCUGUACGGGGCGGAUGGACAUGCGCUGAUUGAUCUGCUGCAGCGGGUCGAUGAAAAUCCGCCCGAGGUUGGCCAGAAGGUGCUGUGCCGUCAUCCAUUCCAGGAGUCGAAGCGUGCUUACGUCAUUCCGACACAGGUGGAACCGUUGUACCGGGUGUACUGGACCGAGGGCCGGGUGGCACAGGUGUUGCCCUCGCUCGAGGAAGUCCGUGAGCGUGUUCAGGCCUCGCUAAGGACAUUGCGUCAGGAUCACAAGCGCACACUGAACCCGACACCCUACAAGGUGGCCGUGAGCGAUAAUCUGUACAACUUCAUUCACGAGCUGUGGCUGCAGAAUGCUCCGAUCGGAGAGCUCUCAUGA